GAUGAACGGAGGAAGAAGGGGUGAAGUUGAAAAGAACUCUAAGAAGAGGGGCACAACAGCACAGAGACCAAAGUUCAAAUCCCAUCGGGGGCCUUUCAUUUGGACCAGGCGCAAAGUGAGAAACACACCCUCCACCACCACGACAAAGACGCGCUCUCUCUCUCUCUCUCUCUCUCUCUCUCUGAUACACACCUUCUUCAAGUUCAGUGCAGUACCAGUGAACAGACGAAAGAAGUAGGGCCAAUUUUGUCUCAUCAUCCCCGAAACCCUCCCUCCAACGAUUUCACAGAAUCUGGAACACAAGAAAAUGGGGAGCUCGAAGGACGACUCGGCCACCGACGCCGACAACUCCGGCGGCAACCUCCCUGCCUCCAAUUCCAGCAUCUUCGCGGAAGGCGAGAAAGUCCUCGCUUAUCAUGGCCCUCGCAUCUACGAAGCCAAGGUUCAAAAAGCCGAGUUUCGAAAGAAGGAAUGGAGAUACUUUGUUCAUUAUCUUGGCUGGAAUAAAAAUUGGGAUGAAUGGGUAGGCAUGGACCGGCUGAUGGAACUUACUGAAGAUAAUGUCUUGAAGCAGCAAGCCCUUGACAAAAAGCAGGGUGUAGACAAGAAUUCAAAAUCAGGGCGUUCGGCACAAACUAAGCCAAAGGCCUCAUCUGAGGCAAAAGUGGAUAAAGAGGAUACGAAGAACAAUGUAGCUAAAGGGAAGAAGCGAAAGAUUGACUCAGGCGUUGAGAAGGAUAGUGCAUCUGUGGAAAAGCUUGUCAAGGUCCAGAUUCCAUCAACGUUGAAGAAACAACUAGUUGAUGACUGGGAAUUCAUUACGCAGAAGGAUAAGCUCGUUAAACUUCCGCGUUCUCCUAAUGUUGAUGAUAUAUUGACGAAGUACCUUGAAUACAGGUCAAAGAAGGAUGGCAAGAUGACUGAUUCAGUAGGGGAAAUAUUGAAUGGAUUACGGUGUUACUUCGACAAAGCAUUGCCAGUUAUUCUUCUAUACAAAAAGGAGCGGCAACAGUAUCAUGAAGCAGUUGCAGAUGAUGUCUCUCCGUCAAGUAUAUAUGGUGCUGAACAUCUACUCCGUCUCUUCGUUAAGUUGCCUGAGUUGUUGGCAUAUGUAAACAUUGAAGAGGAGACGUUGGUCCGCUUGCAGCAGAAAUUACUUGACUUUCUCAAGUUUCUGCAGAAGAAUCAGGGCACUUUCUUCCUUUCUGCUUAUGAUGCCUCUAAAGUUUCCGAAGGGAGUGGCAAGGGGAAAGAUAAUUGAGCAGCAACUCAUUUUGUUCCACCAACAACGCGAUCAUACUUGCUACUGUCUCAAGGCAAAAGCAUUUUGUAGAAUUGCUUGACGGUGCUACUGGCUUGUCUAAUUCUGUUUUGAUGAUCCAACUAGAUAAAUACUUCAUUUGUUGUUGUACAUUAGUUCAUUCUUUUUGCUUUAUAAUUUGUUUUAGUUGACAUUGAUUCAGCGCUUUGUAGAAUGAAGAGAACUACUUGGUGUAUUAGCUAAGUGUUCUAUACUUGUCUGUAAACAUUUGGUGAGUUGUUUGUUAUGCGUCCAAUACAUCAUGAAGAAAAAUUAUCCAAACAGAAGGUUAACAAAA
This is a messenger RNA of Camellia sinensis, 1598 nucleotides long. Its product is annotated as MRG family protein. NCBI's taxonomy places the organism in Eukaryota, Viridiplantae, Streptophyta, Magnoliopsida, Ericales, Theaceae. Gene Ontology annotation, biological process: regulation of DNA-templated transcription; chromatin organization. Gene Ontology annotation, cellular component: histone acetyltransferase complex; nucleus. The record is from RefSeq and is a predicted model, not a curated record.